CGGCCUCCCGGCAUGGGCGCCCCUGCGGUGCGGAGCAGCUCCCCGCCGGCUGGUGCGCGACCGCGGAAGGCGGGGGUGCAGAGGCGAGCAGAGCUCGGCGGGCCAGGCUUCCACCAUGGACAGAAGCCAGCCCUGGUCCCUCUCUCGUGUCCCAGCUCCUUCUGCCAGGCCCUGGGGGCCCAAGGGAUGGUUGACUGUUGUCCGAGGUCUGUUGGUUCAUCCAGACUGGGCUCCCUGAGGCUGCCAGGAAGAGCCCCUGACCAACCACAGGAUACUCGCCUGGUGCGGUUGUCCAGGAUCUCUGAGAGUCUAAGCAGAUCGUGAAGAGACAGCUGCGCCGUCUGGCUCUUCUUCCCGAAGUCUGAUCUUAUUCUUUUGUGCUGUCUGUGAAUGCCUCCUAGCCUGAGAGGGAGGUGAAGGUCGAGAAAUCCCUGGACUAAAGACAGCCUCUGUGGAGAGAGGCCUGGCCUCCUUAACUCACAAGCUUUCUCCAGAGUAUUAAUUGAGCACUUGCUGCAUACAGAGUCUGGAAUUUUCCCAGUGCUGGGUGGAACCACAUCUCUGGGCACACUCUCAUUUCCUUCCACUCAGCCAUGGAGGGGGAAGAGGUGGGGAUGGGGUUACUGUUCUCCAGUUCUUGAAGAAGGGGGUGCUGGCUCCCCAGUCUAGCUGAAGACCCUGGUAUCUCCUUUCCCAGCCUGCCCUCCCUGCCCCAGGAUCCUGCUGCAGGUCCCUAGAGUUCAGCUUCCCAGGCAGGGUUCCAUUUCACUGGUAAGCCUCCCCCUUCCCUAACCAGUUGAAUUCUCACAGCCCUGGGAGUGUGAUGUUGUCUGCACUGGGCAGAUGAGGAACAGUCUGGGAGAGGGCAAGGGACUGGCCCCAGGGCACACACCAGGCUUGCUGGCUCCUGGUCAGAGAUGGCUCUGGGAGCUCCUCCAUCUUUUGUCCCUACUGGGGUUGGGGUGAGAGGCAGGGGGCAGUGGCUUACCUGCCCACAUCCUUGGGAGUCUGUUGUCAAGGAGGUAACAGCAUGUGUGGUCGUGGCAGGGCCUGGGCAAGGGCCAGGAGAUCAGAGUCAGAGGCCUGGGCCCGACCCUGCAUCCCCAAUUGCCAGAGCUGUCCAUGGGAAGCCCCCCAGGUAGUAGGUACUGCUUCCUUGCCCACAGCACAAAUCCCCCUACCCACUGCCAAGGCAGGAAGAGGAAGUGGCCAGGUCAGGGCUGGCGAUAGGUCCUGGGGCCGAGGAGGGGAAGCUCCCGUGGCCACUUCUCAGCAGGAGGAGGCAAAGCUCACUCCUUCUGCCCACCACGCGGGAAGGGCGUGGAGGCCUGUGGGUGGGGAUGGUCUUGGUGAAAGUAGGGCAAGUUCCUGCCCUCUGUUAGGGGGUGUGGAGGGUGGCGCUGCCCAAGGUGGAGGCAAGUGUGGGAAAGGGGCUGUGCAUUUCCACUUCCUCCAUCCCCCAUUUACCCAAAUGAACGAUGGUGGACAUUGGCUGCCCAUUUGGGGCCUGCCCUGGGCUAGUUACUAUUGAAGAUGCAUGAAGGCCCCCCUGCCGAGGCUGGGGAGACAGGACCUUGCCCUCAUGUUCACACAUAGCUGGAGGAAGGAUGAGUCAGCGCAUAAGUCCCCGGGCCCAUAAGGUCUGACUUGGAGGGGCAAAGGCCUAGUGAGUGCUUCAGAAAGCAUCCUGUGUGAAGACCCCUUUCUAAUGGGAGAUAUGGCAGCCUCUCCUAACCGUAGCUGUGCCCUGCGUGUGUCGAUAGAACAAAGACAUAAUGGGAAACAGGCACUGUUCUCCGAUUUCAGCAACACACACUCGAAUGAAUCUGUACUCGAUGAAUUCCAGCAGCAUCUGCGUCCAUGUGAAUAAAGAUGCCCUGUAUCCAAGCCCAAUAUGGGACACCAGCACCGAGCCCAGGACCCCGAGACCACCUGGCAAGCGACCCCCUGACCCCUGAGCUCAGCAAGCCCACCAUGGACCUGGCUAGCCCCGAGGCAGCCCCCACGGCCCCCACUGCCCUGCCCAGCUUCAGCACCUUCAUGGAUGGCUACACAGGGGAGUUUGACACCUUCCUCUACCAGCUGCCAGGAACAGCGCAGCCGUGCUCCUCGGCCUCCUCUUCAGCCUCCUCCACAUCCUCCUCCUCGGCCACCUCCCCUGCCUCUGCUUCCUUCAAGUUUGAGGACUUCCAGGUGUACGGCUGCUAUCCUGGCCCCCUGAGCGCUCCCCUGGAUGAGACCCUCUCCUCCAGUGGCUCCGACUACUAUGGCAGCCCCUGCUCAGCGCCGUCCCCAUCCACGCCCAGCUUCCAGCCACCCCAGCUCUCUCCCUGGGAUGGCUCCUUCGGCCCCUUCUCACCCAGCCAGACGUACGAAGGCCUGCGGGCAUGGACAGAGCAACUGCCCAAGGCUUCCGGGCAUGCCCAUCCUCCGGCCUUCUUUUCCUUCAGCCCCCCUACUGGCCCCAGCCCCAGCCUUGCCCCAAGCCCCCUGAAGCUGUUCCCUUCACAGGCCACCUGCCAGCUGGGGGAGAGAGAAAGUUAUUCCGUAUCAACGGCUUUCCCAGGCCUGGCGCCCACUUCUCCACAACUUGAUGGCCCAGGGAUGCUGGAUGCGCCCGUGCCAUCGGCCAAGGCCCGCAGUGGGGCUCCGGGUGGAAGCGAGGGCCGCUGUGCUGUGUGUGGGGACAAUGCUUCGUGCCAGCAUUACGGGGUCCGCACCUGCGAGGGCUGUAAGGGCUUCUUCAAGGUACUGGGCUGCCCUGAGUGCGGCUUUUUAUGGGAAGUGGGCAGGACUGGUCUCUUUUCCCAGCAGCGUCUCCGUGGUGGCCCCCCUGGGGUUCUCUUCCCAACUAGUCCUGCCCUUCAGGGAGGGGUUGCAUCUGCAGGGGGGCCACCCUCCUGGGCACUCACAGAUGGCAGAGGGCUGCCCGCAGAGGGGUGGUGAGAUACGGGCGAGGGUGCGGGCUACAGGGGUGCCCCCGGGAGGGCACAUGCUAAUGGCCAGCCUCUGGUUUUCCUCUGCCCGUCCUCCCCAACUCAAGGUCCUGAUGGGAAGGGGGCCCCAGGCACUCAUGUUCCUGGCGUGAGAUAAAAGGAUCUGGGAAGAGGGCUUGGUGCUUGAGGGCUGGGGGCGGGCUGGGGAACAGGCUGUAUGUUUGUCCCAGCUCUGGGUGCCUGCUCAGCUUCCCGUCCCCAACCCCCACCCCUCCUCUGCCCUCUCUCGUCUGUCCCAGGGAAGACACAUUGAGAGGUGCAGGUAUCUGCGCUGCCAGGGAGCCCCGAACCCCUGGCCCCUAAUCUUGGGUCCUGGGGGGGAUCUCCCUCUUUAGGCAGAAACCUCCCCCAAUGUCCCCAAGAUUUUCUUCUCCCCCCCACCCCCCGCCAUCUCUCCCUCCCCUGCCACCCAAAUGUUAGAAAAAUAGCUGUGAACAGAGAGUGCUUUUGUCUGUGAUGGCAGCAGGAUCUGGACG
This is a messenger RNA of Leptonychotes weddellii (Weddell seal), 3472 nucleotides long. The record is from RefSeq and is a predicted model, not a curated record. Lineage: Eukaryota; Metazoa; Chordata; Mammalia; Carnivora; Phocidae.